This is a messenger RNA of Oncorhynchus keta (chum salmon), 4891 nucleotides long. RefSeq names its product immunoglobulin-like and fibronectin type III domain-containing protein 1. Gene Ontology annotation, molecular function: protein binding. The record is from RefSeq and is a predicted model, not a curated record. The transcript is spliced from 28 exons. Bases 1 to 4587 code for a protein of 1528 amino acids. NCBI's taxonomy places the organism in Eukaryota, Metazoa, Chordata, Actinopteri, Salmoniformes, Salmonidae.
AUGCUUUUACUAGCAGAAGAUGACUGGGCGCCCCAGGGUCAAGCUGAGAGUAUUUGUUUUCGGACUUCAACAGUGGCUAUUAAAAGAAGAUCCAGAGUCCCUGGAGUUAUGAUAACACAGUUUGUGGAGGAAGUACCAGAGGGCAUGUCCACCCCCGACUUCACUCGCAAGCCCAUCGCUUUGACGAUCCAAGAGGGUAAAUUAGCCUUUUUCAAAAGUAUGGUAAGCGGAGUGCCUAAACCAAACAUCACCUGGGCCAGGAACAAAGGCCCGCUGGAGGAUCCAGUGAAGUAUAUCAGUAGAUAUGAUGAGACUAUGGAAGAAUAUUUUCUUGAGAUACCCAAUGUAAGAGCAGAACAAGCUGACACCUACAAAUGUUUUGCCGCCAAUGAAUAUGGAAGAGCAGUUUGCACUGCCACCUUGAAUGUUAUUGAGGUUGGAUUCAAGAAGAAAGCGACAACAGGUCCAAAAAGAGCGGCACCAGAGGAUUUCAGAAAAAUGCUUAAGAGGAAGGUUGUACGAACUAAACCACAACUAAAGAAGAAGGAGGGAGAGAUUGAUCCAAAGUUCUGGGAGGUGUUGCUGAGCUCACCUAAGAAGGACUAUGAGAAGGUCUGUAUAGAGUAUGGAGUCAGUGACUUCCGCUGGAUGCUGAAGCAGCUGAACUUAAAGAAGAAAGAGAGAGAGGAGGAACAGGCAAAGGUUGUUGAAAAAAUUGACAAUCUUAAACAUAUUGAGGUGAAAACAGAUGGCUCAGCAGAGUUUGAACUAGACAUGGAACUGAAGAAUCCCAACAGUCAGGUUUUCCUAUUCAAGGAUGGGGUAAUGGUUCCCUAUUCUGACGACGGCAGCGGGAAGCACAACCUAAACAAAAUUGGCAAAAAGUAUAUCUUUAGCAUCAAUGACCUGAUGCCGGACGACGCUGGGUUGUACCAGGUGGACGUUGAGGAUGCCAAUUGUUUCUCAACUGACUUUAAGAUUAUACCAGUGGAGUUUGUGGUCAAGAUUCAGGAGGUGAAGGCUAAGGAGAGAGAGGAUGCCAUGUUUGAGUGUGUCUUGUCCCACCCCUUCCAAAAGAUUGUGUGGACUGGAAAGAAGAUCCCUCUCGAACAAGGGGACAAGUUUGACAUCACUGUGUCAGAAGACCACCUCAUUCACAGCUUAAAAGUGAAAGAUUGUGCCCAAGUCGACAAAGGAGUCUACACUGCCAUGGCUGGCAUUACCUCCUGCAACGCUUGGCUUAUUGUGGAAGCCGAUAAUGACCCAAACAUGCGUGGGGGAAAAGCGUCCCGUAAAACCACCACGGCUGGUGGUGGAGGAGAGAACCUGGCUAAGAUAGCCGCAGAGCAGUCAGCUAAGCUGCAGAAGGAAAAGGAUGACCUGGAUGCAGCCAGACGGGCCCAAGCAGAGAAGGAUGCUGCGGAUGCAGCCAGACAGUCCCAAGCAGAGAAGGAUGCUGCGGAUGCAGCCAGACGGGCCCAAGCAGAGAAGGAUGCUGCGGAUGCAGCCAGACGGGCCCAAGCAGAGAAGGAUGCUGCGGAUGCAGCCAGACGGGCCCAAGCAGAGAUGGACCCUGCGGAUGCAGCCAGAUGGGCCCAAGCAGAGAAGGAUGCUGCGGAUGCAGCCAGACGGGCCCAAGCAGAGAAGGAUGCUGCGGAUGCAGCCAGACGGGCCCAAGCAGAGAAGGAUGCUGCGGAUGCAGCAGGAGCCGGAGAGGGGGAUGGAGAAGGACAUGGAGGUGUUCAAUUCCUUAAUGGACUGGCUGAUAUUACUGGCAGCCUCGGGGAAACAGCAGAACUGUCCUGCAAACUGAGCCAUGAGAACUGUGAGGGAGUCUGGCUUAAAGACGGGCAACGACUAACCAAUGAGGAUGGGCUGAAAAUCAUCAAAGAUGGAGCCAGUCACAAGCUGGUAAUUGAAAACUGUAAAAAAGACGAUGCAGGAGUCUAUUCAUUUGAGGUGGAUGGUCAUAAAUCUGAGGCAAGGUUCACUGUUUCAGGUGCUCAAUUUGUUGGAUGCGGACUCUCUGAUAUCGAAGUUAAAUUUGAUGAAACAGCAGAGCUGUCCUUGACACUAAGCAGUCCGAAUGUUGAGGGGUUCUGGUUUAAAGACGGGAAAGAGGUAGCUCGUGGUGACAGGCUGAAAAUCAUCAAAGAAGGAGCUAAUCACAAGCUGGUCAUUGAUAACUGUAAAAAAGACGAUGCAGGAAUCUACCACUUUGAGGUGGAUGGUCGUAAAUCCAAGGCAACGCUCACUGUGCAGGGUGCUCAAUUCAGCAUUGGACUGUCUGAUGUCGACGUUAAGCUUGACGCAACAGCAGAGUUACUCUGUGAAGUGAGCAGUCUAAACAUUGAGGGGGUCUGGUAUAAACAUGGAAAACAGGUAACUCCUGAUGACAGGGUAAAAAUCAUCACAGAUGGAGCCUGUCACAAGCUUGUCAUUGAUUGCUGUCGAAAAGAUGAUGGAGCAGUCUAUCGCUUUGAGGUCGAUGGUCGUAUAUCAGAGGCCACACUCACUGUUCAGCCUGUUCAAUUCAUUUUGGGAGUGGCUGAUGUCCAAGUUAAAAUCUGCACACCAGCAGAGCUGUCCUGCAAACUGAGCAGUGCAAACUGUAAGGGGAUCUGGUAUAAAGACGGAUUUCAGGUACCUCCCGAUGACAGGGUGAAAAUCAUCAAAGAAGGAGCCUGUCACAAGUUGGUCAUUGAUAACUGUAAAAACGACGAUUCAGGAGUCUAUCACUUUGAGGUGGAUGGUCGUAUAUCUGAGGGAUCACUCACUGUGCAGAACCCGCCAACAUUCAACAUGGAUUCUCUGAGAGAAUUCUCUAAGCCGGUCAUUGUGAGAGCAUGUGAAACUGCUGAGUGGAAAUUGGCCUUUUCGGGUGGUGACCCAAUGAAGAUCAAGUGGAUCAAGGAGGAUGAGGAACUCCUGGAAGGCCUCAAUGUCAAGAUAGAACAGACUGACAUAAAAGCCAGCUUGUGUAUUACCGAUUGUCAAAGGAGGAACUGUGGAGAGGUCAAAAUCAAUAUAAAAAAUGACUAUGGUACAUUGGAAGCCACAUCCAGACUGAUUGUUCUUGACAAACCCACACCGCCACAAAGACCUGUGGAAAUUGUGGAAACUUCUCUAACCGCCAUUGAAUUCAAAUGGAAACCCCCAAAGGAUGACGGUGGCUGUCCAGUCAAACACUACAUUUUGGAGCGCCAGCAGGUGGGGGGAAGCAAGACAUGGACAAAUGUAGGGGAGCUCCCAAAUGACCCCCUUAAAUACAGGGAUACUAAUGUAAAGCCUGGGAAAAGAUACUGUUACAACAUCAGAGCCAAGAAUGAGGAGGGAGUCAGUAAUGCGCUGGAGACAGAGGACAUCCAGGCUGGCAUAUUGUGUUACCCAGGACCCCCUUCGGCACCCAAAGUGGUCAGUGCCUUCAAGGACUGCAUCAACCUGGUUUGGUCUCCCCCUAUCAACACUGGAGGAACUGAAACUUGGGGUUACAACCUUGAGAGACGCAAGAAGGGAAGCAACUUUUGGAGCCCUGCAAACCUAGAUGGGCCUAUCAAAGACACAACGUUUGCAGUGAAAGAUGUUAUUGAGGGAGCAGCUUAUGAAUUUCGAGUGUCAGCUAUUAACAUCUCUGGUGUCGGCGAGCCCAGUCCUCCCUCUGUUAUAGUCUUUGCCAGAGAUCCCAAGAUGAGGCCACAAUUUACAGGAAAAAUGAAGAGCUUCAUGGUUGUGAGAAAGGGGAAUACUGUACGAUUCAACAUCAACUUUGAGGCCUCUCCUUUGCCAGAUAUCUAUUGGUUGAAGGACUGCGUGCCUCUGUCCAAACGUGUCACCAUCACCAACUCUGACCGAGGUUCACAGCUUCUGAUCCCCACGUCAGAGCGCUCUGAUACGGGCAUCUUUACCAUCAUUGUCAAGAACAUGGUCGGUCAGGAGACAUUCAGUGUCGAGAUCCGAGUCACAGAUGAUCCCAAGCCUCCUGGCCCGGUGGAGUUGGAACAGAAUGUUCCUGGAACAGUGACUGUGACCUGGACUCCCUCCCCAGAUGAGAAGAAGGAUGACAGGCUGCACUACGUUGUGUACAAACGUGACUCUGUCAAGCGCACCUGGAGGAUGGUCGCUGACAGCCUCUUCAACCAUAAGUUCACAGUUAUCAACAUUCUACCCGGCAGAGAGUAUAACUUCAGAGUGUUUGCUAAGAAUGACAUGGGCCUCUCAGAACCUGCUGUGUCCCCUACAUGGUCCUGUAACUCAGAUAAUUUCAUACUGGACGUGCCAGACGUAAAGGGCUUGGAUCUUCAGUGUCCACCAUCGUUUUUACUCCGAUUGAAAAUCCGCACCGCUCCACCAGGCUACGAGUGCUACAUGAGCUGUGCUGUACGAGGGAAUCCAAAACCCCAUGUCACAUGGUACCAUAACAACGUCAGCCUCAACACCAACACCAACUACCUUAUCACCAACGUGUGUGGGGUCUGCACAAUGCUCAUAUUGAAGAUCGGACCCAAGGACAGCGGUGACUACAGUGUCAUCGCAGACAGUCCCUUGGGCAGGGCAGAGUGCUCCACCAAGCUCACAGUCAGAGAGUGAAGAGUUCACCCAGAUGAUUGAUUGGCAGCAGCUGGCAACACAAACUUAUGUAUUGAUCUGUCAUAGUCUUCAAAUAGACUAGGUGUUGUGUGUGUGUGUGUGUGGAGGCUCAGAUGCCCUUUUUCUUUUUUCAAAAUGGUACACUCUUAGUUUUCUAUGUGCUCACAUGUAAUGUGUCCUUCUAUUUAUUCUAGUUGUUAAAACAUUGCAAAGCAUGAAAUGAACAUGACAAGACAAACACAUGUCACUAACUUUUGUGAAAGUGUCUAUAUAAAUAUAUAUAUAAAUAAAGAGACAAAUCUAC